This is a messenger RNA of Asparagus officinalis (garden asparagus), 908 nucleotides long. Its product is annotated as soluble inorganic pyrophosphatase 1. The coding region runs from base 33 to 671 and encodes 212 amino acids. Gene Ontology annotation, molecular function: magnesium ion binding; inorganic diphosphate phosphatase activity. Gene Ontology annotation, cellular component: cytoplasm. Gene Ontology annotation, biological process: phosphate-containing compound metabolic process. NCBI's taxonomy places the organism in Eukaryota, Viridiplantae, Streptophyta, Magnoliopsida, Asparagales, Asparagaceae. The transcript has 9 exons. The record is from RefSeq and is a predicted model, not a curated record.
AAAGACAGAAGCUCCUCCUUCUGAAGAAAAAAAUGAGUGAAGAAACUGAAGCUAAUUCAUCUGAGCGACGAUCAGCUCCACGUCUCAACCAGAGGAUUCUUUCAUCGUUAUCGAGGAGAUCCGUAGCUGCUCAUCCUUGGCAUGAUCUUGAGAUAGGUCCAGAUGCUCCUGCAAUUUUUAAUGUUGUUGUGGAAAUAACGAAAGGGAGUAAGGUUAAAUAUGAACUUGACAAGAAAACAGGAUUGAUCAAGGUUGAUCGAGUUUUAUAUUCAUCUGUUGUGUAUCCUCAUAAUUAUGGUUUCAUUCCUCGUACACUUUGCGAAGACAAUGACCCCAUGGAUGUGUUGGUCCUCAUGCAGGAACCAGUUCUUCCAGGCUGCUUCCUUCGAGCAAGAGCCAUUGGGCUUAUGCCUAUGAUUGAUCAGGGGGAAGGAGAUGACAAGAUUAUUGCCGUCUGUGCUGAUGAUCCUGAGUAUCGCCACUUCAACGAUAUAAAAGAGCUUUCUCCUCAUCGUCUUGCUGAGAUCAAACGCUUCUUUGAAGAUUACAAGAAGAAUGAACACAAAGAAGUUGUGUGCAAUGACUUCUUACCUGCACCUAAAGCUGUUGAUGCCAUUCAGUACUCAAUGGAUCUUUAUGCUGAAUAUAUCAUGCAUACCUUGAGGCAAUAGACGAGUUCAGGCUGUUUUCUUUCCCAAUAAUUUGCUCGAUAACCUUCAGGCCAAUGCACAGAAACUCAUCUUUUGCUAUGUAUUUUCUUUUUUUUCAUUUUUAAUCAAAUUGUUUACUAUAUUAACCUGUGACAUCAGAGCGCAGAGCUGAAUGCUUUAAUGCAUUUCUGAGUAGUCUGAAAAUUUUGUAACUUGUAUCGAUCCUUUAUUUACUAAGAUGAUAUUUAAGUGAGUAAA